UUCAGCUCAGCUGGCUGACAGGCUCCUCAUUCAGCAGCCAGCAGCACUGAGAGUAGGACAGAACCCGGAUCUGGGAGCGCAACAGCAUCACCGCCCUCCAUAGAGCGCUGGGACCAGCUGCAGCAUCUCUGCUCUCCUGUCCUGUCUGAGUCAGAACGCGGUCCUGAUGGAGACACUGACACACUGAUGAUUAAACGAUGCACCAGUCACUCCCGCCGACCAGGUGUUGGAGCAAGGAGGGGGAGCGCCGUUAACCUGACACAAAGUCGCCCCUUAUCUAUGUGCAGUGCGCGCUUCUCCGUGGUCCCGUUUGCAGACGACUGAGAAGAUGCUGAGCCGCCUGAUGAGCAGCAGCGUCAGGAGUCUGGACAGGGAAUGCAACUGCACGGUGAGGCUGCUGGACGACUCGGAGUACACCUGCACGAUCCAGCGGGAUUCCAAAGGACAGAACCUAUUUGACCUCAUCUGCCACCACCUCAACCUCCUGGAGAAAGACUACUUUGGCAUCAGAUAUGUCGAUCCAGACAAACAAAGACACUGGUUGGAGUUUACAAAAUCUAUUGCCAAGCAAAUGAAGUCCCAGCCACCUUUCACCAUGUGUUUGCGUGUCAAGUUUUAUCCACCAGACCCAGCUGCUCUAAAAGAGGAAAUCACCAGAUAUCUCGUCUUCCUGCAGGUUAAGCGGGACCUCUACCACGGCCGCCUCCUUUGCAAGACAUCAGAUGCAGCUCUGCUGGCUGCCUACAUAUUACAAGCUGAAAUUGGAGAUUAUGAUCCUGGGAAACACCCUGAGGGCUAUAGCUCCAAGUUCCAGUUCUUCCCCAAGCACUCAGAGAAGUUGGAGCGACGAAUUGCUGAGAUUCACAAAACUGAGCUGAUAGGUCAGACUCCUGAAACAUCAGAGCUCAAUUUCUUGCAAAAGGCCCAGACUCUAGAGACGUAUGGAGUGGACCCUCAUCCAUGCAAGGAUGUGUCUGGAAAUCCUGCUUUUCUGGCUUUCACUCCGUUUGGAUUCACUGUGCUACAAGGAAACAGGAGGGUCCAUUUCCUCAAAUGGGAGGAGGUAACCAAACUCAAGUUUGAGGCAAAGACAUUCCAUAUAUAUGCAACUCAGAAUGAGGACAGGAAGAUUAUACUUACUUACUUUGCACCUACACCAGAGGCCUGUAAGCAUCUGUGGAAGUGUGGAGUAGAGAACCAGGCCUUCUAUAAGUUAGAGAAAUCAAGUCAAGUUCGCACUGUUUCCAGUGGCAAUCUCUUCUUCAAGGGUAGUCGCUUCAGAUACAGUGGAAAGGUUGCAAAAGAGGUUAUGGAACAAAGUGCCAGAAUCAAGAGGGAUCCCCCUGAGAUCCACAGGGCUGGCAUGGUUCCCAGCAGGAGUUGUCCAUCUAUUACUCACGGUCCCCGUUUGACCAGCGUGCCGAGAACCCGGAGGAGAGCUGUGCACAUCUCCAUUAUGGAAGGUUUGGAGUCUCUUCGAGACAGUGCCCACUCCACACCAGUGCGCUCCGUCUCCCAUGGCGACUCCUUCAUGUCCAGCCGGGGCCACCUGGAGGACAGCAGUGAGGCCAGCACGUCAGGAGUAAUCUCCGAUGAGACCUACAGCCCCUCGGACAGCGUGCUGCCCACUCCUGUAGCAGAGCAUGGGGUGGAGCUUCCUUCAGCUCGCCACCUCAACGGCUCACCCUGCAGCAUCGAUGAGGAGAAGGAAUCGGAGGCGAGGGCUCUUAAAGAGGGGCAGGCAGGGGAGUUCAGAUCCGGAAGGAGAGCAAUGGGUGAGGUCCGUAGCAGGCCUUCACAAGGUGCUGAUGUAGAGGAUCUUAACAAGUUCAUCCUGAGCGUGCUGCGUCUGUUCCUGGUCACUAUCGGACUGUUGUUCGCCCUGCUGCUGCUGCUCAUCAUGUUGACAGAGUCCGACCUGGACAUCGCCUUCCUGAGAGACAUCCGCAAGACACCUGAGUUCCAGCAGUUUCAUUUUGAGUAUUUCUGCCCUCUCCGGCGCUGGUUCGCCUGUAAGUUGCGAUGGAUGGGUAGUUUUCUUAUUAGCAAAUGAAGUGAAGCAAGUGAAGAAAGUACACAACUAAACACAGACCUCCGGUGAUGGACAUGGAAUAUGUGGAAAUAACAGGAGAGAAGGGAGAGGAAGGCAACAGCUCUGAUUAUGUUGGCUCCGCUUCUCCCAGGAAGAAGUUCCUGUCACAAGCCACAGACUGCCAUAAUUAUUAUCUAUGACUAUCACUACAUAUGUAGGGGAAGAAAUCUCACUUUAUUUUUGUGAUUCAGGUCAUUUCAAGGUAUUUUAUUUUCACAAAAAGUCCCAAUAGCAGGGUGGAUCAAAGAUUUGAUCCGGGUCUUUCAGGUUGUGUUUGGUCAGCCAGAGAUCAUAGUUGCCUUUAUUUUUCUAUUCUUUAUACUUUAUAACAUUGCUGUGAGAAAGGUCAACUAGAAUGUUUGUGGUUAUUUUAAUAGGAUAGUUCUGGUGAGAAACAAAAGGGACAGAAAAGCUGAUUGUUUUGCGCAA
Cyprinodon tularosa is the source of this 2521-nucleotide messenger RNA. Its product is annotated as FERM domain-containing protein 5-like. NCBI's taxonomy places the organism in Eukaryota, Metazoa, Chordata, Actinopteri, Cyprinodontiformes, Cyprinodontidae. Gene Ontology annotation, cellular component: cytoskeleton. The transcript is spliced from 14 exons. The record is from RefSeq and is a predicted model, not a curated record. The coding region runs from base 329 to 2053 and encodes 574 amino acids. Gene Ontology annotation, molecular function: cytoskeletal protein binding.